AUGGAUGAAAUGCCAAAAAAGGGUUCAAGUAGUGUGCCCAAAUGGCACUCUUCUUCAGUCACAACCAGAAUUGUGAAUAACUUAAAUCCUAUAUGCCAAGCUACCCAACAAUUAACUCUCAAGGGGAAGUUCGUGAUCAUACACAACCAAAGCAAAUCAAUACCUGGAAAAUUAAUUUCUGUUCAGAUUUAUAGUGGGACUGAUGUUGAUCCUGAGACUGGUAAAGGGAAAUUGAGUGAGAAAGCAUAUUUCAAACAAGUAUUCAACAUGUUACUAAAAAAGGUGGCUAGACAGUUGGUGGAAGUUGUAAGGCACAAAGCAGGGUAUGGAGUUGAGGAAGAGACUGAACAAGACGAAAACAGAAGAACAAGAGAAAAUAGUGUGGAGGUGUUUCAUCAGACACCAAGAGCAUUAGUGGAACUAAGAAAGGAAGAGCUUGAUAGAUUGAGGGGUAAUGGAAUGGGAGAAAGAAAGGAAUGGGAUAGAAUCUAUGACUAUGACUGCUAUAAUGAUCUUGGUGAUGCUGACAAAGGUCCUGAGCACCAUAGACCAGUUCUUGGUGGCUCAAGGUUGUUUCCAUAUCCUCGUAGAGGAAGAACAGGUCGAAAACAUAGUGCAGAAGGUCCAUCAAGUGAGAGCCGGCCACAACCAAUGAACUUUAGCAUAUAUGUUCCAUCAGAUGAGAGAUUUGGCCCCACUAAAUUGAAGGAGUUGAAAUCAAACUGUGUCAAUGCUAUGGUACAUUUUUUACCACCAAAGGCAGAAUUUUUACCACGGCGAAAGUCUGCAAACUUUCAAUCAUUCCAAGAGUUACUUGACAUGUUUUCUAGCAAUAGGAGCCAAAGAAUGGAGGGAUGGAUGAGAGACUACUUAAAGAAACUGAUACCUCUUGAUUACAUAAAGGAAAUAACUAUUCCAAACAAGGAACUACCUAUCCCUCAAAUCAUAUCCGACAUUCCCACCUCAGAACAAAUUCGGAAUACAGAGUUCAAUACAACAAUCAAUCAUAGAACAGAAGCUAGAAGGAUGGACACUUUCUCAGGCAAAAUAAAUGCAAAUGGGGUAUGUGCUUAUGCAUCAAGGACUCUUCUAUUUUUAAGGAGUGAUGGCAUGCUUAAGCCAUUGACGAUAGAACUUAGCUUGCCAGGCCCAUCUCCCCACCUUGAAAUCCAUAGAGUUUUUCUUCCAGCCAAGCAGGGAACACAAGCAGCACUUUGGCAGCUUGCUAAAACUCAUGUUUUAGCUAAUGAUGCUGUUUAUCAUCAACUAAUUAGCCAUUGGUUAUGCACCCAUGCAGUUGUUGAACCAUUUAUCAUUGCCACCAAAAGAAGGCUAAGUGUUAUGCAUCCAAUCCAUAGGUUGUUGAAUCCUCAUUUCAAAGAUACCAUGCACAUAAAUGCCCUGGCAAGACUCAUCCUUAUAAACUCAGGAGGAAUUCUGGAGAGAAUAUUGUUUCCAGGUGAAAUCUGUAUGCAGAUCUCUUGUGAUCUCUAUAAAGAGUGGAGAUUCAAUGAACAAGGACUCCCUGCUGAUCUACUCAAAAGGGGCAUGGCUGUAAAAGAUCCAGACAUGAAAAACCCCACAGGGAUUCAACUUCUGUUGCUGGACUAUCCCUAUGCCACUGAUGGACUUGAAAUAUGGGUAGCAAUCAAAGAAUGGGUCCAAGACUUUUGCUCAUUCUUCUAUAAAGACAAUGAGGCCAUUGAGGGUGAUGUUGAACUCCAAUCCUGGUGGUCAGAGAUUAGAACUCAAGGCCAUGGUGACAAACACAAUGACACAUGGUGGGACCAAAUGACAUCACUCUCAAACCUUGUGGAGGCACUAACAACCCUCAUAUGGAUUGCUUCUGCCAAACAUGCAUCUAUAAACUACGGCCAAUACGCAUACAGUGCCUACCCUCCAAACCGCCCCACACUAUGCAGGAAAUUUGUUCCUCUAGAAGGGACAGUGGAGUUUGGUGAGUUCCUCAAGGACCCAGAUAAGUUUUUUCUCAAGAUGCUUCCUAAUAGGUUUGAGAUGAGUCUUGCAGUGGCAUUGGUGGAUAUUCUCUCAAGGCACACUUGUGAUGAGGUCUACUUGGGGUGCCAGCAAUCACCAGGGUGGAUAGACAAUGAAGUGAUUCAAAAUAGGUUUGCUGAUUUCAAACAAGAACUAAAGGAGAUUCAAUCAAGGAUCAUGCAAAGGAAUAGGGAUCCUAAGCUAAAAAAUAGGCGUGGCCCUGGAAACAUUGAGUACACUCUUUUGUUCCCUGAUGCAGCUAGUUCUUCUGCCUCAACAAGUGGAAUCUCAGGAAGGGGAAUACCUAAUAGCAUAUCAAUUUGA
This is a messenger RNA of Sphenostylis stenocarpa, 2322 nucleotides long. NCBI's taxonomy places the organism in Eukaryota, Viridiplantae, Streptophyta, Magnoliopsida, Fabales, Fabaceae. The record is from the annotation of a GenBank genome assembly.